AUGAAGUUCUCCCUGUUCGCCAUCGCCGCUCUGCCGGCUCUUGCCCUCGCCCAGUCGACCACCACUGAGACGUCGACCACCGUCCUGACCAAGACGGUCACGCUCAAGAAGGUUCACACCGUCACCUCCAUCUCCUCGUCUCACAAUGCCACCACCACCCAUGCCGCUGCCACCACCUCGUCGCACCACCACCUGGUCGGCACCGCCGUCAGCAGCGCGACCUAUUUCCAGCCUACCGGCGUCGUGUCCAGCACCGGUGCGCCCGUUGCCUCCGCUACUGCCACCAAGGGCCCCCAGAACGCUGGUGUUGCCCUUGAGGCCAGCAAGGUCGCCCUGGCCGGUGUUGCUGGCAUGAUCAUGGUCGCUCUGAUGUAA
This is a messenger RNA of Trichoderma citrinoviride, 375 nucleotides long. RefSeq lists its product as hypothetical. Lineage: Eukaryota; Fungi; Ascomycota; Sordariomycetes; Hypocreales; Hypocreaceae. The record is from RefSeq and is a predicted model, not a curated record. The coding region runs from base 1 to 375 and encodes 124 amino acids. The transcript has a single exon.